This is a messenger RNA of Crotalus tigris (Tiger rattlesnake), 2787 nucleotides long. RefSeq names its product palmdelphin (gene PALMD). The record is from RefSeq and is a predicted model, not a curated record. Gene Ontology annotation, biological process: regulation of cell shape. Bases 343 to 1974 code for a protein of 543 amino acids. The transcript is spliced from 10 exons. Gene Ontology annotation, cellular component: cytoplasm; membrane. NCBI's taxonomy places the organism in Eukaryota, Metazoa, Chordata, Lepidosauria, Squamata, Viperidae.
GAAAUCAAUACUAGAUGCCAGGCUUCAACGUGCCACCUUUUUUACAUCAAUAAAGCCCCAAACUCUUUUAACUUGGAAUUUUUAUCCAUAUGCUCUGACUGGCUCCUUUGUGAUGUGGCACAACAAGACUGCUACUGGGAUGGGUGCCUGCACUCUGAAGGCCCAAAGAAUGGAAGAAGAGGAACUGCUCAAGGAAAGAUUUCAGGCCAUCACAGACUCACAUAUAUAUGCCUUCUAACCAACAGCUGCCUCAGGUGUGAUGAAGGAUGCUAUCCUUUCAGCAGUAUCCACAAAGAGGGCAUAAACAUAAAAAUCAAGAUGCCAACUGCAGCAGCGUGAUCAAUGCACUGCUCCUGCUCUAAAUGUGCCAAUCUUGGCACACAUUAUACAAAUGGGGAUAAGAGGAAGCUGCAAGAAAGAAUAACUCAGAGACGCCUUAAAGUAGAAGAAGAAAAGCUAAAGCACCAGCAUUUAAAGAAAAAAGCUCUGCGUGAGAAAUGGCUCUGGGAUGGAUUAAGCACCCUUACUCCAGAAGAACAAAAAGAAAUGCAAAACCAACAUCGAGAAGAUCAAUACCGAAUUAAGAAACUGGAACAAAAUAUUCUCAGGCUUGAGCAAGAAAUUGAGGAUCUUGAGAAAGAAGAAUUGACAAUCUCGGUAAAAGAAAAAGCCAUUUUGAAGAAACUGAAAUCUGUUGAAAGGACCACAGAAGAUAUUAUAAAGUCCGUGAAAGUGGAAAGAGUAGAGACUACAGAAGAGCCAGCUGACUAUAUAUAUGCCAACAUACCAGACCUUCCAAAACCUUUCAGACCUUCUGCACUUAAAAAGGCAGGCCCUCUGCAAACAGACGAUGAAGAAGAAAAUCGAAAAGCAUUGUUUGCUAUGGAAAUUAAAGUAAAAAAAGACAUGAAGACUGGGGAGAGUACAGUUUUGUCAACAAUACCCCUUCCUUCAGAAGAAUUUAAAGGAGCAGGAGUCAAAGUGUAUGACGAUGGCAGAAAGUCUGUCUAUGCAGUGUGUGCCAAUGGGAGCAUAAAGAAUGAUGAUGUGGAUGACCUUGCCCCAAUUGAAGUGGAGGAUAUCUUACGACAAGCAACUGAGAAACAAUCCAAGUCUCCCACUGAAUAUCAUGAGCCAGUAUAUGCCAACCCGUUUUGCAGACCCAGAACGCCUCAAAAGAAUAAAUUCAUCCAAGAGGCAAAUGGUGGAAAAGAUAACAUCCAGAAUAAGAUCAGCCACCUUGACAAUUUUUCUAAUGAACUUGUUGAUAAGGAUAAAUGGCAUGAUAUUAAAAAAGAUGGUCUAGAUACUUCAAAGAGCUGCCAGCAAAACUCUCAUUAUCCAGUUAGUCAACAGUUAGGAAGGCCUCUACAGGUUAUUCCUCAAAAUAAGCUAGUAUCUUGUGUCCAAAGAGAAGCUACACAAGAAACUGCUCAGCCUUAUCAAAAGAUAAAGGAGUACCAAGAUAAGAAAAUCAGAAACUCUUCUCCGGUAACACUAGAGAGUGAGGAUAAUUAUAGCGUGGUCCAAGCAAUGCCAUGUUAUGUGGAUGAUACAGAAGAACCAGUUACAAUGAUAUUCAUGGGAUACCAACAUGUGGAUGAUGAUGAACUAAAUAAAAAAAUCUGUGGAUAUGAUGGGAUUAUCCAUGCGGAACUUGUUGUCAUCAGCGAUGACAGUGAAGAUGAAGAAAGAAAAAUUGAGACACCUCUUUAUCAUCCGGUGGGUCCUUAUAGCCAGGUCUAUCAGCCAUCCAAUCAGACGUGUGCAGUUUCACAGACAAAAACUAUUGGAGACAACAUAAACAAGCCACUUUACAAAAAUUCCAUGUCACUGAAAGAACAGGAAGAAAGUUUGAGCUGUUCUACCUUUAAUGGUCAACUUGAUGGCCACUUAGCAAGUGAUGGAACAGAAGAACCUUCCUUAACAGCUCUGAGAAUGAGAAUGGCAAAACUGGGGAAAAAAGUGAUUUAAACAGCUGCAGUGAUAUAAUACUCAAAGUCUGGCAGUUUAACAAAAGAAGAAUUUUCUAUGUUUUGGACCUGGGUAGCUUUUAUUUACUCAACAAUACAUCUAUAAGAAUAAUGGCACUUUACAGGAAAAUGAAUGUUUGCCAGUCCUAAUAUAUGGAUACCCUGAUCCAUAAAUAAGUAUUGUUAAAACAGUGUGUUCCUCAAGGAAUCAUUAGUGGCAUUUCUUAGGUAUUUGUCAGCCUUGUUAUAUUUUAUAAGAGCUGAAGGGCCAGUGUCACAAUACAAAUGCAUCUAGCAUUUUGUUGAAGAAGUCUUGUCCAUCUUCUUCUCUUACUGACUAUACCUAAACAGGAAUAUAGGAUAUGAACUGACUUUCCAAUUCCUACUAAACUCUGUUCCAUUUCAGCAGUGUUUUUCAAACCUGUCAAAAGCAUUCUCCACGUGUGUGUUUGAUCUCGGAAGCUGAAGACCUCAAGCAUAGCCAUCAGAAACUAUGUCAUUUGCCAGCUCUUUACUGUAAGGAAUAAGAGCUUUAUUAUGGCUGGUAGAUAAAGCCAUUAAAGCACCCCUACUGUCCUCAAUAGUAAUGUAUCCUGGAGAGGCAGCCACUUCUCAUUUUCCUUUGAACACAGGAAAAUGCCCCAUUGUUUGGGAAAUGGGGGCCACUCUUUCCUUCAUUUGUUUUCUGUAUUCUGUAUUCCUAUCUGUGUUUAUUGCUCAUCUUUGGAAUGUAGCCAGUAAGGCAUCCUUGUGCAACAGUUCUUUUUGUUUCCUCUAGCUCUCUGAUAAAACUUUGCUUUUGAGCUGGAAUGUA